AUAAAGUGUAACUUUUAUUUGCAAGUACAGUCACACCAGGAAUUCAAAUUUGUUUUUUCUCACAAAGAUGUCUAUCAAUCCGAAUGCGGGCGAUGCCCCGGCGGAACCGGAAAUACGCUUAACGCGUAUCAACGACAACUAUUUACAGGAAAUGGAAGAUGAAAUGGCCAAAGAAGCCGAAGGACCACGUAAACCAACCAAAGCCGAGAAAAAGGCUGCCCGCAAAGAGGCCAAACGUGUGCAGGCAAUCGAAGACAAGAAACUGAUCAUGAGAGAUGCCUUUGCCCGGGAAUUGGAAUUGGGUAAACGCAUGGAAAAACGCGGUUCAGAGGAAUGGCAUGAAAUGUGCCAGGAGAUUAAAAUUCGUGAAUUACGUGAAGAGAUUGUCGAUUGGGGUGAGAGGGCCGCUAGGAAUAUUGAACGUAAAAAUGAUCACAUUGCCAUGCUCCUGGACGACAUGGGCCAGACACAGGAUCAGCAUGUUAAAUGCUAUAGCAAAACUAUCGAACUUAUCGAUCAUAUACGUGAGUGUUUUCACACCAUGUUGGAGAGUGCACGCAAGACCUAUGAACAGGAGGCUGAGGAAUUGCUUUGUGAUUAUUAUGAUGAGAUAAAACGUCGUACCGAAGAGGUCGAGCACAUGCAUAACAAUAGCGAGAACAUUAUUCAUGCCUCGAACAUUGUGACACGCGAUCAAUUGAAAGAGGACUAUGAUAUAUAUUUGGAACAGCGAGAUGAUCGCAUCAAUACUGAAAUUGAGAAUCGUUUUCGUAUACGUGAUCAGGUGGUACAUAAAAUGAAUGAUAUGAUGACACAAUUGAAUGAUUUUGUUGAAACUUUACGCAAUACAGAACUUGAUGCCCACAAAUAUGAAAGAAUACGCUGGCUAACCGAACGUCAGCAAUUGUUUCACGUAGAGUCACGUAAAUUGACGGUUGAAGAAUUGAAAUAUCAAAAUAUAUUGAAUGAUAUGCAUCGCGAAAUGUUACGCAUUGAUCUCGAGAAUAAUAGCACAAUCAAUGAUUUACGUUUGGAAUUUCAAUACUUCUCCAAUGUACGCAAGAAGAUCGAAGAUGGUCAGACCAUGGAUGAUCAUAUAACGCAUGAAAAGUUACGCAUUCUAUCGGGAGAAUGUUAUGAAUUGAUCAAGCACUUUGAGAAGCAUGUGAAAAGCGGUGAACUUCUUUUAGCCCUCUCAAUCACUUGCCGCAAAUUACAAACCGAAUCGGAGAAGGUUAUUUUGGGUGGUGAAGUCUACAAUAAAACCGAUUUGGGUCAAAUCAAUGAGAAAUUUAAAUUGGAAACUUUGAAUAUGAAAGAUCAUGUGGAUAUGACUGAAGAUGAGCUAGUUGAGUUAAAUCAAAUGCUUAGCAAUUUCUGGCAUCGUCAGGCCAUGGCACAGGCCCAGAAUAUAUUAUUGCUCCAGGAGAAGGAACGUCUGACCAAAGAGAAUCAGCAUUAUAUUGAUUUCAUCAAAUCGAUGAGCGUCACCGAAAAUGUCGAAGAGCUGCGCUCGGCCAUUAAAGUGAAACCUUGUGAGGAUCAACCGAUGCCGCCAUUUGUCUUCGAUACACCAUGUUUAAGCUAUAAAAUGCGUACAAUACUUCAAUCGCCAAUGGCGGCAAAAAAUGCCAAACAAGAUGCUGAGAAUAUUGUUCACAGCAUGACCAAUUUCUAUGAUUGAUUGAUUGAUUGA
Drosophila willistoni is the source of this 1696-nucleotide messenger RNA. Its product is annotated as nuclease SbcCD subunit C. The transcript is spliced from 3 exons. Lineage: Eukaryota; Metazoa; Arthropoda; Insecta; Diptera; Drosophilidae. Gene Ontology annotation, cellular component: axoneme; axonemal dynein complex. Gene Ontology annotation, biological process: axonemal dynein complex assembly; regulation of cilium movement; cilium-dependent cell motility. The coding region runs from base 68 to 1684 and encodes 538 amino acids. The record is from RefSeq and is a predicted model, not a curated record.